AGUAUACUUACAGGCUUUUUACGACGACCGCAAAUUUACUGAGAAUAUACAACCGAACAGUAGUUAUUAUCGACAUCCUGUGGCCUUGCAACUGCUAUAAAAGAAGGCAUAUCACAAACAACGCUUCGUCCCCAAACCGCGACUUGGAAACAUUGCUAGCAAAAGCGACAGCAGCUAAACCUACUGGGACCCCACAGCUACAAAAACCUCUGAAACUUCUGCAGCACCGCGCCAAUCCGCUAUGUAUAGAAGCUACAGCCCGAGUGAAAGCAACCAAGUAGCAGUCGUUCCUCGCUCGUCGUCCUUCAGCCCAUCCGCCUUCCACGGGUCUCCAACAUCUGCCUUUGCCGACGACUUCGGCUGCUCGCCUCCUCCGAAGCGCCCCCGCAACUGCGUACCCACCACCAGCGCCUCGGCCUUCACCUUCGCCGAGUUCGCCGACCUGAUCGCAGAUUCGUCUAGCGCUCCGCUGUUGUAUUCCAGCAGCAGCUCCCUCUCUCCGCCCACGCCGUUCAGCAGCGACUCUCCGAGCUACCCCGCGGCAACCGACGGGUACCAGCCGAGCGGUUUCGACGCCAUACAGCAGCAGCAGCAGUGCGAAGACUCCAAAGUCGACCUGGCUAACUUCCUCCAGUCGGUCGAAGCCAUGCAACAUCAGCAGCAACAGGCUCAACAGCAGCGGCAGGGAAGGCUUGCACCAGGCAUGGACAUUACCACGCCUGCACUGAGUGAGAAGGACUACUCCAUAGUGGUCCACCAGGAACCAGAAGAGUACUAUAGAGCUCGCUACGAGACUGAGGGAAUCCGAGGACCUAUGAAGGGAAGGGAAAACAACCAUCCUGCAGUUAAGAUUGUUGGACCCAUGACAUACUCGGGUACCGUGAGAGUGAGUCUGGUACACGAGGAUGGGAGCAAGCAUGGCUCCUGCUUCCUGGAUGAGACCAAAGAUCGCCAGAAGGCACUCUCCAAGAAGAUUGACCCUCAGUCCAACAUGAUUGUCGAAUUUGAAGACCUGAGGAUCAGGAGAGAGACAAAGUCAAAGAACUACAGCAAGGAGGGUGGCAGGAAGGCCGACAAGGCAAAGAGUGCUCGCAACGACAAGACAGCCUGUCUGCGUUUCGUCGCCACUCUUCAACUGGCUCCCGAUCGCGAGAUCAAAGUACAAGUCCUCUCCAAGCCCAUCCAACUCUGUGCUCCACCAGAAGGUGCAGAGUUGGAGUGGCUCAUCCCCGAGUACGGCCAUGCCAACGGCGACGAAAAGAUCGUCAUCAAAGGCACAAAGAUGACAUGUCGUAAGUUCUACACACUUUCCACUAAACCUAUCUAUGACUAUGUAUUGCAUAACAGCUUUGCUAAGGCACAUGGUGCUUACUUUCUGUUCCUCUUCUCUCCACACAGCCAAAGUUACUUUCACUGUGAUGCUCCCCGACACACAAGUGGUGGAGCUGCUUGGCCACGUCGACAAGGAACAGUCGCACCAGAAUGUACUGGUUGUGAAGACACCUCGUCUUCCCGAUGAGCUCAGAAAUUACCAGGGGCCAACCCUCAAGGCUGAGGUCAGGGUGUCCAGUGGACGUGCAGGAACAUGCAGCGCACCACUCCCCUUCUACUACAUCCCCAAUGGUGUGUGCCACACCUGCAGGCAGACUCUGCCAGCUCCGGUCCCCGUCCAGCAGCCUCCCUUCAUUCCCUACUCAAUCACCAACUGCAGUCCCGGAAUCUUCUUUGCCACUGGGGGCUCCUCCCCCGGGCAGCAGUGUGGGAACAUACCUGGUUUCCCACCGUUCCAAGAGAUGCCACCCCAGGUGGCCUAUCCACCACGCCAGUGCCAGGAACAGAUGGUGAACACAUCCGUCACCCUCUCCCACCCACCGUCCAUCUCGAACGCCUCAACACCCUCGCCCAUCCCAGCUCCGGUUUCCUCGGCCUCGCACAGGGACAGCUUCCAGCAGUUGUUUGAGAAUCCCGCCGUUCCCACUACCACCACGGUUGCAGGCGCUACGGCCGCUCUGUGCACGCAGAGCCCCAACCUCUCCCCCACCUCCAGUCCAGGCCCAGACAGGACACCUUACUGGAACAUGGGUCCUCACUCAGUCUCCAUCACCACCCAGCCCCAGGACUCCAUCCUCACAAUGCCCGACUUUCGGAGUAUCUCAACAAGCUCCCUGGUGACCUCGCCCGGUUCCGAACCGGUUUACAGCGCCGUCCCAAGCCCAGACACGACCACACACAUUUACACGCCGAUGCAGAUGGCUGCGUAUCUCGAAGACCCCAACACACAGUACCGUCAGUCUUGAUGUUGUUUUCCUUUGAAGAACACCAUGCUCUGUUGUUGGAUGUUUUUUCAUCUGGAACCGUUUAUUUCUUUGAAAUGAGUUUGCUCUCUAGACUUUUCCUCCAGUGGGGUGUUUCACUACCUACUUUUCCCAUUUUGUGUGCAUUGCCAACUUUAUCGCCUUCUUAAGCACUGUUGUUGUUGUUGUCUCUUGAAUACAAAUCUCCUGGUAAGGGGAGAUUGGACAGAUGUAUGUAGAGGCUUUACCGGCCUAUUAUAUAUAAAGCAUGCCUAUCAUCUAAACAGUAAUUCAUUAGAAUGAAAACUAACUUCAGAACUCUGAAAAUAUUUUAUUGCUGCACUAUAAUUAUUAUUAUAUCUUCUGCACCAAGGUUUCAUUUUUUCGAAACCGACCAUUUCACUGCUAUUGUAGUCACCCAUUAUGAUAUCAACCCACAUCAAGGUCAUAUUAAUUACACCACAAUUUGUAAUUGCACAUUUAUAUUUAAAAAAGUGUUUUUUCUGCACAAAACUCUGGUUAACAAGAAAACGCUGAUCCCAUGAACCAAACUCAAACAGGAAGUGAAAAUUAUUAUCAUACACACCACUCGGCACUUUCCAAACCAAAAUUUUGAGAUUAUAGGAGAGAAUCUAGCACAGACACCCUGCUGUAAUAGCUAAAAAGUGAGAUCUUAAUACUGGCACU
Molecule: messenger RNA, 2981 nt
Organism: Geodia barretti
Lineage: Eukaryota; Metazoa; Porifera; Demospongiae; Tetractinellida; Geodiidae
Source: the annotation of a GenBank genome assembly